Populus nigra (black poplar) is the source of this 1933-nucleotide messenger RNA. RefSeq names its product ankyrin repeat-containing protein At5g02620-like. The transcript has 3 exons. Bases 116 to 1864 code for a protein of 582 amino acids. The record is from RefSeq and is a predicted model, not a curated record. Gene Ontology annotation, molecular function: protein phosphatase regulator activity; protein phosphatase 1 binding. Gene Ontology annotation, cellular component: plasma membrane. Lineage: Eukaryota; Viridiplantae; Streptophyta; Magnoliopsida; Malpighiales; Salicaceae.
UAAAAACUGAAGAAAUAAAAAAGGUCUUGUGAUCAGCUGAGUGCAACCUCUUCCCUUUGUUAUCUAGCCUUUCAUCUGUUCACAUUUCAUUUAGUGAGUUUCUCUAGGCUACAAAAUGGAUAGCAUCAUCUAUAUGGAUCCUGUCUUGUACAACGCUGCACAAGAAGGCAAUAUCGAUCCCUUUGAGAAUUGUCAAACCUGCCUUGAUCAGCUAUUGACUCCAGACGAGAACACCAUUCUUCAUGUCUACUUAACAAACCAAAGCAGUAAAACCGUACCCACUGAUUUUGUUAAUAGAAUUCUUGAAAGGUGUCCACCUCUGUUAUUCCAAGCCAAUAAGAGAGGAGAAAGCCCCCUCCAUUUGGCAGCAAGAAAUGGCCAUUCCAACGUGGUAGAAGUCCUCAUUGACCGUGCAAAAGCUCUACCUGCAGAUACGGAGAGCAGAGUAACAGAAGCUAAAAUGAUGUUGAGGAUGACGAAUGAAGAGAAAGAUACAGCGUUGCAUGUGGCAGCUCGAAAUAUCCAAGCCCAAGUGGUGAAAAUAUUGACAAAAGAGGACCCUGAGUUUCCAUAUUCCGCCAAUGUUCAUGGAGAAACUCCACUUUAUAUUGCUGCUUCCAUUAUCACGAGGAGGAGGGAAGAACGAGGAAAGGUGAUCGAUGAAAUCCUUACUAAUUGCAUUUCAGUGGACUAUGGCGGCCCUAAUGGUAGAACUGCUCUACAUGCGGCAAGCAAGAUGGGAGAUGAUGAGACAGCAAGAAAAUUGUUAGAAAAAGAAGAAAAGUUGACGAAAACAACCGAUGACAACGGCUGGUCACCACUUCACUACGCUGCCUAUUGUGACUGGUCUAGUGCUCGUGUAGUGGAAGUAUUACUAGAAUGUGAUGCGUCCGCGGCCUACAUUGCUGAAACAGAGAAGAAGAGAACAGCACUUCACAUUGCUGCCAUUCGAGGACGUGUAGAUGCAAUGAAAGAGAUUGUUUCUCUUUGCCCAGCAUGUUGUGAGCUAGUUGAUAACAGAGGCUGGAAUGCCCUUCACUAUGCUGUGGCAAGUAAAGAUAGAAAAGUAUUCGAGGAAUGUCUGAGGAUUCCUGAACUUGCAAGACUUAAAACCGAGAAGGAUGACAAAGGAAACACGCCCUUCCAUCUAAUUGCUGCUUUAGCGCACGAGAAUAAGCAUUGGAGAGGUGUUUUCGAUUACAGGGAGAUAUAUGGUCUUAAUAAGCGAAAGCUAAGCGUCAACGACAUUGAUGAAGGAGAUUAUGGAGAGAUACAGAAAGAGAUCCUAGAAUCCCUUGAAGAUGUUGGCAGUCGACCGCUUGGCCGCCAGCGCAAGGUUUUGGGAAGAGGGAAUGAGGAGAGAAACAAAGAGAAAGAGGAUGCUAUGAGUAAAGCAAGGGAGUCUCAUCUAGUUGUUGCGGCGUUGAUAACAACGGUAACAUUUGCUGCAGCAUUCACCCUUCCUGGCGGUUACAAGAGCGACCGAGGCAAUGCAAUUCUAGCUAAAAAAGCUGCUUUUAUAAUAUUUAUCAUAUCAGAUGCAAUGUUAAUGGUGCUCUCUAUUUGUGCUAUCUUCAUCCACUUUUAUAUGGCGUCUUUUCAAGGUUUAGAAAUGAUAGAUAAGGUAACCACUACGAAACUAUUGAGUUAUGCCAUGAUGUUUACCAGGAUAAGCAUGGGGACAAUGGUUACCGCAUUCAUCAUGGGCAUAUAUGCAGUUCUAGAACCUUUCUCGGGGUCUGCUAUCAGCGUUUAUGUCAUUGGUUUGGGCUGCCUCUUCUUCUUUAUAUAUUUCAUGUAUAGGAUAUUUUACGAGGUGAGAUUUAGUAGUGAAACAAUCGAUUCUAAAUUUUCUAUCAAAUAAAACUCUGAUGUAUUUUUUUUAAAUUCUUAUUGUUUUUUAAAAGAAUUUGUAAUGUCAUAUGUUCAGAAA